AUGUCGAUAAGAAGUAGUGAAUUUGGAGAUGGUAAUUCAGUAGUGUUGCGCCUUUUGGAGGUGAAGAAGCAUAAGGAAGAGUCAGACUCACAGGAAGCACCCGUGUCUGUUUUGCAUAUUCUGUAUCCUCAAUGGCCUGACCAUGGAGUUCCCGAAAACACAAUUGCUGUUCGUGAAAUUUUGAAAAGAGCAAUGUAUCAAGUAGCACCUGCCAUACCCGACUCCAGUCCAAUUGUGGUACACUGCAGUGCAGGUGUUGGGAGAACUGGAACAUAUUGCACAAUUCAUGACGCAUUGCAGAGAAUUAUUUCUGGGGACAUGUCUGCUUUAGAUUUAGUUAAUACAAUAACCAGAUUUAGGUCUCAGCGAGAUGGAAUGGUCCAGAAACCGGAGCAAUAUUGUUUUUGUUAUGAUGCCAUUAUUGAUGAAUUAGAAGACCUCAUCUCGGAUCCAGUUGAAUAG
Molecule: messenger RNA, 462 nt
Organism: Prunus armeniaca (apricot)
Lineage: Eukaryota; Viridiplantae; Streptophyta; Magnoliopsida; Rosales; Rosaceae
Source: the annotation of a GenBank genome assembly